UCUUAAGGGUUCAAAUCGCCGUCUCGCGCCCUCGAUGGGCGCCUCGCAAUCUGCUUGAUCGCAUUCAAAUUUUGAAAAUCCUCGAGGCAGCAGAAUUGAUGAAGGAUUUGCAGGGUUAGGGUGGAGAUCAAUUGGCAGGCCACUAGUUCUGUUCCGAUCGAGAGCAAUGGUGGUCAUGGCGGUAUUGUAGCUACCAAGUUUCUUUCUACCUGCGUCGUUGAGGAAGAGUGGAAAAGUGGAGGUGUAGAGUUUCUGAAACGAUGGCGGAUUGGGAAUCUCGUGCGAAGAGAGGCAUGAAGUCCGCCUCUCAGCAGUCGAAUGCUGAGCUGCUUCGAGCUAUUGCAGCCCGUCGCCAGGCUCAGCUUCUGCGUAACAACAAGGCGCCCUCUCCUCCCCCAGGUAUGAAUGCAGAUGAAGUGCCAACUGAGAAGGCCGAGCACGUGCAUGCCGAGGUUAGGCUGGCUGCAUCGAAAAUCCUCCCAGAAUCAUCAGAAGCUAGUGGGGCGAGUAGUGAUGACGAUGGAUCAUUCGACAGCACUUCACUACCUGGUGAAGGGGGUCGAUGCAAGGAAUCAACUCCAAAGGACAAGUCCGAAGGUUCAUCGAUGGAUGACCUGCGCACUGUGCUUGACCAAAUGAGCAUUAAAGACAAGAAUGGAGCGCAGAGUAGUGACAGACCCGGGAUACUGGAGAAGCAGUCCGAGAGAAAACCGAGAGACUUGAUUUUGAACAUACGGAAACGUCUUGUCAAGAAGUCAACAAUAGUUGACUCAGACAAUGAAUCGGAAAGCGAGAGCUUCGACGGUGUGGACCCUGUAUCUUCUCCCUCCAUAGAUUAUAACUCAGCUGAUGAUGGUGAUGUUGAUUCACCUGUUGUGUCGAAGGUGAAGUCAAAGAUUAAGCCAGCUGGUGUGGCACCAAGACGUUAUCCAUCCGUGGAUACCCGGCCUUCUUCUUCACCAAAUGCAGACGUUGAACACGUACGCGCACCAGGAUUCAGAAGUGUUGCAAAAGGUUUCACAGAGACCACACUUAAUACAGUUGAUUCUCCACCUCCGUCAGCGGCAGUCGGUAAUCUUAUCAACGAGUCAGAUGUUCCAGAAAAACAACAGGAGUUGGUGUUAUCCGACGGAAAACAUCGGUUCUGUCUCCGACCAAAAACUGCGAACAUGUUGUAUCCGCAUCAACGUUCCGGCAUAGAAUGGUUGUGGAGUCUGCACAUGAAAGGGAUGGGCGGGAUCCUAGGCGAUGACAUGGGACUUGGCAAGACCAUGCAGGUUGCCGCAUUCCUGGCUGGACUUUUCUGUACCCAAAAUAUCAAGUGUGCCCUAAUUGUUGCACCUAAAACUCUAAUUGCCCACUGGGUUAAAGAGCUCAAGGUCGUCGGACUUUCGCGCAAAACUUAUGAUUACUCUGGUACGUCGGUCAAAGCGCGUGAGUAUGCUUUGCAAAAUGUGCUACAAAUGGGAGGAGUACUGCUUACAACUUAUGACAUGGUCCGUUGCAACUUCAAGGCACUCAGAGGGGAUUUCGAUGGAAGAGAUGGUUAUGGAGAUACAAGUGAUGACAUUAUUACGUGGGACUACAUGAUUUUGGAUGAGGGUCAUCUUGUCAAAAACCCGAACACGCAGCGAGCCAAAAGUUUAAGAGAGAUCCCGGCUGCCCAUCGAAUUGUUAUCAGUGGCACACCGAUUCAGAAUCACCUUCAAGAAAUGUGGGCUUUAUUUGAUUUCUGCUGCCCCGACCUUCUUGGAGAUAGAAAAGAGUUCAAGGACAAGUAUGAGCGACAAAUUCUGGCCGGGACCGACAAGAAUGCGUCUGAUCGGCAAAAGCGAAUUGGAAUACAAGUUGCAGAGGAAUUAAGACAAAAGUUUGGUCCCUUCUUCUUGAGGCGUUUGAAAAGUGAGGUUUUUCCAGACUCCGAGGACAAAAAAGAACGGAAGUUAUCCAGGAAGAAUGAUCUCAUUGUGUGGCUGCCUCUUUCUGAAGGCCAGGAGAAAUUGUAUCGGGCUUUUUUGAAUAGUAACACAGCCGAGGAAACAUUGAGUACCGGGACGAAAGUACUUUCAGCCCUGACAGUUAUGAAGAAGAUCUGCGAUCAUCCAAUGUUGCUCACAAAAAGGGCAGCAAACGACAUUGCUGAAGGAAUGGAAGGCUAUUUGGAUGCUGAGGAUAUUCAAGCUGCAGAAGCCAUGACACAUUCUCUUGCUGGCAUGGUUCAGGAUGAUGAAGACAUGAGUGCAACUUCUUGCAAGAUUGAUUUUCUCAUGGCUCUACUCGAUAACCUUGUCGCGGAAGGUCAUCGCACUCUCAUUUUCGCGCAAACUCGGAAGAUGCUCAACAUCAUACAGGACGAAAUUCUUGAGAGAGGAUGGAUAUUUAGACGUAUUGAUGGCACCAUUAAAGCAGCCGACCGCGAACUCUGCGUGCAAGAAUUCCAAUCGGAUGAUGAAAUACCGCUUUUCUUAUUGACAUCCCAAGUCGGUGGUUUAGGACUUACGUUGACUGGAGCUGACAGGGUUGUGAUAGUUGAUCCUGCAUGGAAUCCUAGCACUGACAACCAGAGUGUAGAUAGAGCUUACCGUAUUGGUCAGAAGAACGACGUCGUCAUCUAUCGCCUCAUGACUUGUGGAACGAUUGAAGAGAAAAUUUACCGCAAGCAGGUUUUCAAGGGCCAUCUUAUGAAAGUUGCGACUGAGAAAAAGAAUCAAAUGCGGUACUUUUCACAAGGGGAACUGGGUGAAAUGUUUAAAGUACCUGAAGUAGGUUUCAGGGUGUCCGAAACACAGCUUCAACUUCACAAGGAGCACUCCAGCCAGCACAAGAUUGACGAAGGACUACAGAAACACAUUGAGUUUCUAGAUGGACUGGGCAUUGCUGGGGUGAGCCAUCAUGACCUGCUCUUUACGAAAGAGGCAGAACCAUUGCCUCCACCUGGGUCUGAAGAUCAAGAUCUGAAUGCCACAUGGGAGCCUAGAAAUCCUUCAUAUGUGGGUCAUCGAUACAAAGCAGCUUCAAAGCCUGAGAAAUAUUCCUGGGAAGCUUCACAAGCCGUAGGUCGAGGUAUUUUGGCAACCGCAACGGCAGGUUUGCAAAGCCAGGGUGUAGACAAUAGCAAUGCGCUCAAGGUUGAGUUUCUGAGGGGCAAACUAGAACGCCUUUCCAGAACUCUGGAUGACAAGGCAAUGAUUGCGAGGCUACCAGAUCAUGGAGUAGGCCUUGAGAAAAAACUCAAGGAGACUCAGAAAGAGCUGAGGGAAGCUGAGUUGAUUGCUGGGAGCAAGGAGAAUAUUGGCGCGCAUUUGCCAUCUCGAUCAGCUGCCCAAGUUCCUGGUGCUGAUCUGUCUGCGGAUGAAACCUACGCAGUAACUAACAUUGCUGAGGGCCAAUCGGCUCAAAGACCAAAACCACUUGGAUUUAACAACAAUCAACUCACUGUCCCGACGUUGGUCAGCAAAAAAAAUUCCUGCUUUCAGGAGACGGUACCAGCCACACAAACCGCUAGUGUGCCUGGAGUACAACGUGGUGUUCAUCUACCAAGCUGGAGCUUAUUGAGUGAUUCUCCAACAUCAAGUAGGGGCUCUCCAGCUCCCACAAGCAGGGAGGAUGUCGAUGAUAUGGCGGAAGCUUUGAGUUCACUUAGGCUACGUCUGCACUAGGUGUACACAGAUGCAAAUUUCUUCCAAAUAGAGCGUUGUAUUAUACCUUAGUAGGUGCGAAUCGACCCUAUCGUAAGAGGACGAUACAGUGUAAUGUUCUUUGGAAUAUUAUGUCCUCAAGUAUUCUAGGGUAUAUAUUCCCUUACGACACAUUAUCUCUAUUGAGAUUGACUAGAUCGUCGCCAGGUAAUAACGAUGUUCCUUUAUAUGCCCGAUUUGGCCAUUUUUUCAUAAUCUGCUUCGAUUAUGCGACCUUAAUGUUUCUGGGAUCGCUCCUGCA
This is a messenger RNA of Physcomitrium patens, 3939 nucleotides long. Lineage: Eukaryota; Viridiplantae; Streptophyta; Bryopsida; Funariales; Funariaceae. The record is from RefSeq and is a predicted model, not a curated record.